UUAUACUGUAAAGGUUUCAAUCGUUGUAAGAUUCAAUCUGGGAGUAAAUUACAUCUUAAAGAAUUCAAACUUUGGUAUUGUACUAGUACUGGGGCUUCCAUAGAAGAAAUUAUUAGUUAUCUUUGUAAUGAAUCAUUAUUAAAGCUAGCUUUGAGUUAUAUCACUCCAAAAGCUGCUGAAACAGUAAAAGAAUCUUGCCCAAAUAUUAGUUCUUUAUGCAUACAAAUAUGUUCUGAUUCAGUAAUUCCAUUUAUCUGUGAAUUACGUUCAUUAAAAGUUCUAAACAUUGGACCUGAUUAUGGAAUUGAUAUGAGUUCAUUGGUUAAAAGCUUAGGCAAUCAUUUAACAUCUGUUGAAUAUUUAUUUUUUGAUUUUAAUGUUGAUUUACUAAGUUUUAUUUAUUUUACUAAUUACUGUAAGGCUAAUUUAAAAAAAUGGAUUAUUACCCUAGAUAAUAAUUCUUUAUGCAAGGAAUAUUUGAUUUAUGUAUAUAAUUUUCAAAAGGUUCAUAAUUCUUUAAAAGAAUUUGGAAUUAAUAAGUAUAGAUAUAAUUGGA
Rhizophagus irregularis DAOM 181602=DAOM 197198 is the source of this 556-nucleotide messenger RNA. RefSeq lists its product as uncharacterized. The record is from RefSeq and is a predicted model, not a curated record. NCBI's taxonomy places the organism in Eukaryota, Fungi, Glomeromycota, Glomeromycetes, Glomerales, Glomeraceae.